UCAUAACCUAUAAUAUGGUCAUAACCUUCAAAUACUAGUACUGAUAUUAGGUAAUAAAAAUUUUGUAGAAGUGAUUGGAAAUAUAGAUGUCGUUGAAAAUAAACCGUACUUUUCUGAAAACACUUCGAGGAUUUAAUACUGCUUUUGGAAGAAAUGUAGCAAACGAACAACCUGCAUUCAAAACUGAAGAGUCCACAGAUGAAACACAUUUUGGCUUUCAAAAAGUUAAAGAGGGCGAAAAAGAACACAAAGUUCAUAAAGUUUUUGAAGAUGUAGCAAAGUCUUAUGAUUUAAUGAAUGAUGCCAUGUCUUUCGGCAUUCAUAGAAUUUGGAAAGACAUUUUUAUACACAGACUUAGUCCAACAGAAAAUACAAACUUAUUAGAUGUUGCUGGGGGGACAGGAGACAUUGCAUUUAGAUUCCUUAACUAUGCUCAAAAUAGUAAUUAUAAAAAUUGUACUGCAACUAUUUGCGAUAUAAAUAGCGCUAUGUUGGAGGAGGGAAAAAAACGAGCCAUUAAAUUAGGGUAUAGUCCUAACUCAUUAAGUUGGAUAGAAGGAAAUGCUGAAAAAUUACCCUUCAAUGAUGAGACAUUCACUGCCUACACAAUUGCUUUUGGAAUUCGAAAUUGCACACAUAUUGAUAAGGUGUUAGACGAAGCGUAUCGGGUUCUGAAACCUGGAGGUCGUUUUUUAUGUUUAGAAUUCAGUCAUUUGGAAAACUCAGUAGCACAAUGGAUUUAUGAUCAGUAUAGUUUUCAAGUAAUACCAGUUUUGGGAAUAUUUAUUGCAGGCCAAUGGCAACCUUAUCAGUAUCUAGUUGAAAGUAUUAGACAAUUUCCUAAUCAGGAAACCUUCAAAGCUAUGAUAGAAGCUGCAGGAUUCAGAAUAGUAACAUACGAAAACUUAACUCUAGGAGUUGUUUCAAUUCACUCUGGUUUUAAACUGUAAUACUUAUUUCAACUUGGAUGGGUACUGCAAUAAAAUGUUUAUUUUU
This is a messenger RNA of Agrilus planipennis (emerald ash borer), 996 nucleotides long. Its product is annotated as 2-methoxy-6-polyprenyl-1,4-benzoquinol methylase, mitochondrial. Gene Ontology annotation, molecular function: methyltransferase activity. Bases 87 to 950 code for a protein of 287 amino acids. NCBI's taxonomy places the organism in Eukaryota, Metazoa, Arthropoda, Insecta, Coleoptera, Buprestidae. The record is from RefSeq and is a predicted model, not a curated record. The transcript is spliced from 6 exons. Gene Ontology annotation, biological process: ubiquinone biosynthetic process.